Messenger RNA from Closterium sp. Yama58-4, 4377 nucleotides. NCBI's taxonomy places the organism in Eukaryota, Viridiplantae, Streptophyta, Zygnematophyceae, Desmidiales, Closteriaceae. The record is from the annotation of a GenBank genome assembly.
AUGGCUAGUCCUCCUGCACUAGCUUUCGAUGCUGAGGGCCGCCCAGUGAAAUUUGACACCUGGCUAGAUGACCUGCACCUCUUCCUACAGCUCACUGCCAAGGAGGACAUCUCACUGUACGAUCAUGCCCUCGGCCAUUCUACUGCCCCUGAUGCUACUGCUGACAGUACUGUCCGCUCACAGUGGCAGACUCGUGACGCCCACGCUCGCUUCGCUAUUCGCAACUCCCUGCCGAUAGAUGAACGCGAGCACUUUGGCCAGCACAAGACUGCUAAGGAACUGUACACUGCUGUCGUUGCCCGCUACUCCUCACCUGCUUCUGCCGCACUAGGCCGCCUCUCACUCCCCUACCUGUUCCCCGACCUGGCCUCCUUUCACACAGUUGCUGACCUCAUCACCCACCUCAAGACUAGUGAGGCCCGCUUCCGUGCCGCUAUGCCCGAUGAGUUCCUUGCUACGAACCCCCCCCCGCUCUGGAUCACUCUCUACCACAUAGUCACCCGCCUCCCUGACUCUCUGCGUGCAGUCAGGGAUCACUUCCUAGCUCGCUGCCCCACUGAGCUCACCAUAGCCCUCCUCGAGAAGGAACUACUUGCAGCUGAGGCUAGCAUAGUCGCUGUAGGUGCCUCUCGUGGCGACCCCCGCACCCCUUUCUUUGAGGGGUGUUCCCCUUCCCCCCUUCUUCCUUCUGCAGCCUCUGCUUCUGCUGUCGACCUCCUUGGUGCUGAGAAAGUCGGGGCUGCGUCUGCUCUGAGCUGGCACCGCAGGAGCAAAGGGGGAAAGGGAGGCAGAGGUGACGGCGGAGGAGGCGGUGGUGGAGGCGGUGGCGGCGGUGGGGGUGGUGGUGGGGCUGGAGGGACUAGUGGCAGCGGUGGGGGUGGUGACGGCAGCGGCGGGGGCGGUGGCAGGGGCGGGGGCGGUGGUGGAGGCGGCGGUGGUCGCAGCGGCGGCAGGGGAGGGGGUGGUCGAGGAGGUGGCGGCGGCGGUGGUGGUCGUGGAGGCGCUGGCGGUGGCCAGAGCCAGCAGCACACUCCGUCGCUCCAGGAGGCCCGUGAGUGGUACUCUCAGCACGGGGGGGGGGGGGGGGGGCGGGUGGCUUUACCUGCACGUACGUCAUCCGCACUGGUGACCGCACUGUUCCCUGAUGCCACUGAGCUGCCCCGCUGGGCUGAUCUGAUGAGGAAGGGAGUUGAUAUCUAUGCACUAGACUUUGAUGCUAUUCUCACUGCCAUGUAUGUGAUGUUUACUAGUGGAGAGGGUGCUCAGUACCUGCGUGUUCCGCCCGACCCGGGCAUUCGGACCAGUGAGGCUGCCGCUCUAGGUGCUAGUGAGACUGCCACUCCAGGUACUCGCGUGUCUGCUACCUCAGGUGCUGGUGAGGCUGCUGCUCUAGGUGCUCGUGAGUCUGUGCCCCCUGGUACUGAGUCGACUGCGGCACUGCACACCUUCACACUGGACUCAGGUGCUUCUCGCUGUUUCUUUCGUGACCGCACUGUCCUUGAGCCACUCGCUCGGCCAGUUGUUGUCUCCCUCGCUGACCCCUCUGGGGGUCCGGUCAUUGCGACCUCCUCCACUGUCCUUCCUUGUCCUGCGGUCCCGUCGGGCACACUGUCAGGUCUCCACCUCCCCUCGUUCUCUACGAACUUGGUGGCGGGUUGUGCGCUCCAGGACGGGGGUGUUCACCAGUUCACCCCUGCCUACGAGCGCGUGACACACUGCACGUGUGCUCGGACGGGCCGUCACCUGGCUACCUUCACUCGGCAGCCGGGGUCGGACCUGUACACACUGACCACUGAGUCCCCUCAGGUAGCUGCGUCUGCGUCUGCGUCAGGUCAGCUGUCGGCCCCCUGCUCGUGUCGCUCUCUGGCGCACGACACCGUCCUCUGGCACCACCGACUUGGUCACCCGUCUGUGCAGCGCCUUCGUGCCAUGCACAAGCGGUACCUUGUCUCUGGUCUUCCCAGGGUUCUCCCUCCCCUCCCACCCUCGCCUGCUCCUCCCUGUCUUCCCUGUGUCGAGGGGCGGCAGCGCGCCGCCCCUCAUUCCUCCUCGUUUCCCCUGACGACUGCUCCCUUGCAGACGCUCCACAUGGACGUGUGGGGCCCAGCCCGCGUCCGUGGACAGGGUCAGGAGAGGUACUUCCUGAUCGUUGUUGACGACUACUCGCGCUACACCACGGUCUUCCCCUUGCGCACCAAGGGUGAGGUCCCUGAUGUCUUGAUCCCUUGGAUCAGCAGAGCUCGUCUCCAGCUCAGCGAGCGUUUCCGCUCGGACUUUCCUGUCCUGCGCUUGCACUCUGACAGAGGUGGUGAGUUCUCCUCCGACCUCCUGGCAGCCUACUGUGCGGAGCACGGCAUUGAGCAGUCGUUCACGCUUCCGGCCUCUCCACAGCAGAAUGAGGUUGCUGAGCGCCGCAUUGGCUUGGUCAUGGAGGUCGCUCGUACCUCCUUGAUCCAUGCGGCUGCCCCCCACUUUCUGUGGCCGUUUGCGGUCCGAUACGCUGCGCAUCAGCUCAACCUCUGGCCCCGUGUCUCCUUGCCGGAGACUUCCCCGACACUGCGUUGGACGGGAGAGGUUGGCGAUGCGUCGCGCUUUCGGGUCUGGGGAUCCCGAGCUUUUGUUCGCGAUACGUCCGCGGACAAGCUCUCCUCUCGCGCUAAUCCUUGUGUCUUCCUUGGCUUUGUCCCGGACGCGCCUGGUUGGCAGUUUUACCACGCCACCUCGCGCCGUGUCCUGUCCUCUCAGGACGUCACUUUUGACGAGUCCGUCCCCUUCUACUGCCUCUUCCCCUAUAGCACUGCCCCGCUCCCCCCCCCGCCGCUCUUCCUCGCUCCAGGUGCUGCUGUACUAGACCCCCUCCCCCCUCAGGGUGCCGCUCCCUCAGGUGUGUCCCAGGUAGACCCGGUUGAGCCUGUCGAGGUAGCUGUCGACUCUCGUCCUGCUUGGGGUACUGAGCCUGCGGGUGCUGAGCGUGAGGGUGCUGAGCCUGAGUGUGCGGAGCCUGAGGGUGCGGAGCCUGGGGGUGCGGAGCCUGGGGGUGCGGAGUCUGGGGGUGCGGAGCCUGGGGGUGCGGAGUCUGGGGGUGCUGAGCCUGGGGUUGCGGAGUCUGGGGGUGCUGAGCCUGGGGGUGCUGAGCCUGGAGGUGCUGAGCCUGGGGGUACUGAGUCUGAGAGUGCUGAGUCUGGAGGUGCUGAGCCUGGGAGUGCUCCACCUGGAGGAGCCCUCUCCUCACAGCAGCUGCAGGAGAGGUACUUACAGUACUGCAGCCUCAGGAGAGGUGCUUCUGGAGCCAGGAGUGCUGCUGGAGCUGGUACUAGUGCUUCCCCUCCUGGCCGGGAGCUGCCCUCCCUUCAGCGGAUCCGAGAGUGGUACACGCGGCGCUGUAGCCUUCGGAGUGGCUCUCCUGGUGUCACGGACCCUGGUGCUGCAGGUACUGCUGCUGCUGGCGGUGCUGCUGGUGGUGGAGCUACUGGAGGUGCUGCUACUGGCGGUAUUGCUAGCACUACUGGUGGUGCUACUGCUGUGGCUGGUGCUGAGGACCCGGGCGUUGGAGCUGCUGCUGGUGCUGCGGACCCUGGAGUUGGAGCUGCUGCUGGUGCUGCGGACCCUGGAGUUGGAGCUGUGGCUAGUGCUGAGGACCCGGGCGUUGGAGCUGCUGCUGGUGCUGCGGACCCUGGAGUUGGAGCUGCUGCUGGUGCUGCGGACCCUGGAGUUGGAGCUGCUGCUGGUGCUGAGGACCCGGGCGUUGGAGCUGCUGCUGGUGCUCCGGACGCUGGAGCUGCUGCUGGUGCUGAGGACCCGGGCGUUGGAGCUGCUGCUGGUGCUGCGGACCCUGGAGUUGGAGCCGCUGCUGGUGCUGCGGACCCGGACGUUGGAGCCUCGGGAGCUGGAGCUGCUGCUGGUGCUGAGGACCCUGGCGCUGGUGUCUCUGCUGGUUCUGGAGACGCUGCGCGGCUGCGACCGUACUUCGUGCCGCUCCUUCAGCAGGUUCUUGGUCAGACUCCUCCUCCUUGUCCUCCUCCCUCCUUAGAGUGUCCUCUGCCUGUCCAGCCGCAGUCACAGUUACCGCCUGCCUCGCCUCUCCCUGGUCCUUCUCCUUACACUGGUCCCACAGGAGGUCUUACGGAGCGUCGUGAGCCUGAGUCUCGUCCUGUGUCGCCUGCGUCUCGCUCUGCGUCGCCUGUUCGUGCUGCUCGCACUGGUCGUCGUGUCCCACGUGAGCGUCCUCCUCCUGUCCCUGGCACUCACUACAUGACUCUGCGUCCCUCCACUGCUCCUCAGCGUGUCCCUCUGCCGUCUCCUCCUGCGUCCUCUCUUCCUACUCUUCCUGACCCGGAGUCUGACUCCCUUCGUGCUGCCAGUCCUGUUAAAUUGUAA